GUUUUCUGCUUUUCGUUAAUCAAUUACUCGGUAGUAUGAUUUUACACCAUGCCAAUACUGUACCCGAUAUGACUACCUUGCAAUUGGUAAUAUAAAAACUAAGCUAAAAGAGCCUACGAAAUGCGGUAUAAUAUUUACUAGCAAUUUCUGAGACACAGAAACGUAGAAUACCUAGUAAUCGCCUUUGAAAUCCCUUGAAUCGCAACAACGACCAUUAAAACCUAGGAUGGAGCCUCUCGGGCCACAGCUCAGGAAGCAUCCUUCUAGCGAUGACUUGCUACGGGAUUUCAAAAACGAAAUUGAUUCAUCUAACCCUCCACCGGCUUAUCAAGCUACACAACACCCCUACGCUAAUACAAAUAGCAGUCUAUUAAAGCAGAAAAAAGCAUUCGAAGAUAGCAUAGGCGGUGGAUGGGAUAAACUCGCUGAUGAUAAACUCAGAGAUAGUUAUUACGACGAUUCCUUCGAUUCUCACACGCCCUACCAACCGUUAGCACCUCCGCAAGUUCAAACCCGCCCACGAUCACACACACAGUCAACGAUGCUCGACUCUAGCGCUGCGUCCGGUUUCUCUAUCGUAGUCCUCGGUUCUCAGGGUGUCGGUAAAACGACAGUCAUACGAAAGGGUUUUAGAAAAUAUGGACUCUCCUCUGCUACACUGCUUUCACCCCCUGAAAAAGGCAAAUGUCAGUCUAGACAAAGCGUGAUUGAAAUUCACGGUCAGCCAAAAAAUGCUAUCAUCUAUGAAAUUGGUUUUGCAGGUCUCAACUUCAAAUCUCCAGAGAUUUUUCCGGAAUAUGUGCAAUCUAUAGACGCCGCUAUAGUUUGUUACGAUUCAACUGAUGAGAGUUCAUUUAUUGGCAUUGUUGAACUUCUACAUAGACUCUCGGAGAUGGGCUUACCUAGAGUUGUAUUAGCCACAAAAUCUGGUGAAGUGUUCCCGGGAAAGCCGACGAUUAAUCCCAACACAGUGGUUAGUAUAAUAAGACAAUUGGACACUGGCUUGAUUGAAACAAAUGCUCUCUCAACAGAUGGAAGAAGACGCAUGCGCGGUGCGUUCGAUUGGAUAUUCAGAAAUAUUCGUAAACAACGUAAAGAAGUCAGAGAUAGAGGUCUAUCUAAUUCUUCUGCAUACUCAGCUGUUCCUCAUCAGUUCACUCAAAUACCACUAUCUCCUGAAGAACAAUCUCCGGAGCAACUUCAAGGUGCAAAGCUUAUACCACCAGGAGUACACAAUGAUACCUUAAGAAUGAGCGUAAGCAGCGCUGAAUGUGAUGCUAUCAUGAGUGAAGCUACAAGAGGUUUGGUUGAUGUUAACUCGCCUACGUACUCCACCUUCAAUGGAUUUUCUAAUCAUUUAUAUGAUACUUUCAGUGAUAGCGAUAUUGAUGAGAAGGCAACUGAAGUUAAUUACGGACGUCCUUCUCUGUUGCGUAAUUUUACUAAUGAUAACGAUAACUCUCGUUUCGUAACCCUUCACGACCUCCUCAACAAACUCAUUUUUGCUGCCGUUUCUGGUAAUGAUCAGGAGUUUGUUAAGUCUUUUUUCAGUACAUAUAGGAAAUUUACAAGGGCUUAUGUGGUACUACAAGCAAUGCUAACUCGUUUUGAUGAAGUUUCUAGAGAUUGUGACAGUGUUUUAGUCACAUUCACUCAAUCGCGUUUACUCACACUUCUCGACAGAUGGAUUCGACAUUACCCAGGGGACCUAUUGUCACCACUCCAUCGUCAUCUUAUACAGGAAUUCUUCCAACGCGCCACUUCAAAUAUUAAUGUCAUACAUUAUGCGCCAAUUUUGAAAGCACAUUUAGAUCGUCCAAGAGCAACCUAUGACCCCGAAUUUAAAUGGUCAGCUGAUGAAGAUGACUACGAAAAGGAAUUUCAAAUGAAAGUCAACCAGUCUGAGAUCCAGUUUGAAGAUUCUGACUUACCACUUGCACUUUCAUUCAAACGUAAAUCAAAUGACGCGGGCGUGAUCGUACCUGAUGGUUCAAGCGAAGGGAAAACUUCACGUAGAGGUUCAUCUGCCUUUAGAACUUGGACUUCUAGACAAAGAUCUGAUAGUGAUGCUAGCAAGGUAACGACAUCUAGCAAUAACGGCCCUGCAUCUUUAUCAUCAAAUUCAUCCACUGGUGUACCAUCACAGCGCCGUAGAACAAUAGAAAAGAUUGCUCUUGCGAUACUUGAUCCAGUAUUACCAUUGAAACCAGUUGAGAUGGCACAUGAAUUGACCAGAAUUGAAUGGAAAUUGUUCUUGAACAUCAACGAUAGAGACCUUCUAAGACAUGCUCUACUUACUAGUAAAGAUAGGGAUGAAGAUUCAAUUGAUGUGCAAAUUAGACAUUUCAAUUACCUUACUCUAUGGGUUGCUAACUUGGUCCUCUCACAGACCAAACCUAAGAGCAGACUGAAGGUUGUCGAAUUUAUGGUAAAUAUGGCAGAAGAGUUGCGUAACAUCAACAAUUAUCAUACUAUGCACGCUGUGUUAUCAGCUUUUGAUGUUCAUUCUAUUUUUAGAUUGAUGAACAACAGAGUAAUUGAUCUGGAAUCAAACGAAGAGUUGUUUAUGAAAUUCAAAAAGUUAAAACUGAUCUUCACUUCUGAUCGUAGUUCUGCUACCUACAGAGAAGUACUGCGCAACACCCCAUGUCCAUCCAUACCAUACUUGGGUGUACACUUACAGGAUAUUUUAGCAAGUGAUACUGCUAACGUAAAUAUAAAGAAGGGACCAAACGGUGAAAACUUAAUUCACUGGUCUAAAUUUGCUUUAAUGGGUGAAGCAUGCAAACAAAUAAUGAAACGCCAAAAAUAUCAACAUGACUUUACGUAUAACGCUAAAGCGAAUGAACUCAUUAUGGAUAUAACAUUACUAGAUGAAGAUGAAUUAUUCCAACGUUCAAAGCACCUUGAACAAAUACACAGGUCAAGUUAUGGCGGCCCUGGUCAAGCAAUGAUCAGUGCAUCCGCAUCAACCUUUAAAGAAAGUCUUAAAAGUGCAUCGAGUUGGAGCAAUAACAUCAGUAAUCCUGAAAAUAAUGGUAGUAAUGACAAGAAAUUUCUAAAAUUAGUCAGAACGGCAAUAUCAAGUUCUGCAAAUUAAAACUAACGUAAAAUCUUAUUCAAAAUGCAAACGACAUUAACGUCUUUUUCGGUAAGACCAGACGUUUUUCAAUGGAAUGAACAGUAAAUAUUUCUCAUUUUCUUAUGAUUCACGAUAUGUAUUGUAUACCAAAUAAAUUAUACCCUAUAGA
This is a messenger RNA of Wallemia mellicola CBS 633.66, 3251 nucleotides long. RefSeq names its product ras GEF. The coding region runs from base 227 to 3100 and encodes 957 amino acids. NCBI's taxonomy places the organism in Eukaryota, Fungi, Basidiomycota, Wallemiomycetes, Wallemiales, Wallemiaceae. Gene Ontology annotation, cellular component: plasma membrane. Gene Ontology annotation, molecular function: guanyl-nucleotide exchange factor activity. Gene Ontology annotation, biological process: Ras protein signal transduction; positive regulation of GTPase activity. The transcript is spliced from 4 exons. The record is from RefSeq and is a predicted model, not a curated record.